CACCCGGCAUCCUUGGCCAUCUGCGACUGUGCGUAUAUACACGGGCCCUCUUGUUUUUUUACUUGCUUCGUUCUCAUAUAUUAUAUACGGUAUACUCGACUCGCGAGGACAGCUGCGAACUAUCACGCGACCACAGCGAAACAUUUAUCGGGACGACAAGCAAUAUAUACUUGUAUAUCAUAACGAGGCUUCGUUUGCUCGCCCGUCACUUUUUUUCGCUCCGGAGGAGGAAUUUCGCAGCAACCGAGGGUACAAUGGCCCGGGAGGGAAAUGUGUCGAGCCGGGCAUUUGCGAUCGCGAUGAUGGGGCUACUGGUGGUGCUGAUUACAUCGGUAAGGGCUCAACACGAGACGCCGUCGAGCGCCGGCCAUCGGGGCAACGACGUGGGAGCCUCGGAGUUUUCCGACGCCGAGACGAAGAAACGACCGGCGCAGGACCUGAGCGACCUCGAGAAAUAUCAUCAGAUGCAAGAGUUGCGCGACGCGGGAAAUCUGAUGCGCCAGCUGAGGGAGCUAGACGAGGUGCUGCUGGGACCGAGCGAUUACGAAAAACGAGCCUCGAUGCGGGGCUUCCAGGGCAUGCGGGGCAAGAAGAGCAACGAGCCGUACGACGGGGGCGCCCGUGGCUAUUACUACCUCGACGAGUCGAUGCUCGACAAGCGUGCCCCCUAUUCGGCCUUUCAAGGUGUGAGGGGCAAGAAGAGCCUCGAGGAGGUGAUGAUGGGAGAGGCGGAGAAGCGCGCCCGGAUGGCCGGCUUUCAAGGCAUGAGGGGCAAGAAGAGCGAGGACUUUGAGGAUUCGGACGUGGAGUGGCACGAGAAGCGCGCCCCGAGUCAUGGAUUCCAGGGGAUGCGGGGCAAGAAGGGCAUGACGCUACGGGAUCUGUACGACGACGAGCUCGUCAAGCGAGCCCUCAGCAGUUUCCACGGUAUGAGGGGCAAGAAGGACAUGACGUACGAGCCACCCAACGACUUUGACAACUACGUCGACAAGCGCCCAAUGAUGAUGUCGUUCCACGGGAUGCGCGGCAAACGAAGCCUGCCCACCAAGCCCGAGGAUGCGGCAGGAGGUGGCGGGAGCUACAAGCUGGAGAAGCGCUCGCCCUACCGGUUCUUCGGCUCGCGGGGCAAGAAGAACCCGCGCUGGGACAGCCGAGCCAUCAAAGGCUUCGUGGGCGUGCGGGGCAAGAGGCUCGAGCAGCCCAAGCAACUCGUGUCCACCUGGCCCUCGUCGGCCGACGUCUACGACGAGCUCGAGCUCGCAGCCGUGGCUGCCGCCGCGGCCGAGCACAACGCGAGGAGUCACCUGCCUCGGGCCGAUUAGAUCCAAAGCAGUAAAGAGAAACGAGAAGUGCCGCGGGCGGUAUAUUACGAGGAGGACUGGCGGGAGGAGAACUUCAAGGGGCGCUAGACGAUCACUACGAAGACGACUGUAAAUGUGCAUCUCUCAUUUUACUCCCCUUUUAAUUUCUAAGGAAGGAUUCGUGCUUACCUCCCCAUCCGCGUCUAUAGCUCUUAUAGCUUCCCCAUCUCUCUCUCUCUCUCUCGAUAAAGGCAUCGCGUUGCAUCGAUUGGAUGGUAAAAAAUCACGAGCACAAAAACAGCGCAGAUCUCGCAGUUGGCUACUUACACUCGGUUGAUUCCCCCUGAAACGAGAGAGGGAGAUAACUCCAUUUCCCCUCCGGCUUAGCUAUCGGAUGCUUAUGGUCUUAAUGAAAUGAUACUUUUGUUUCGCGAACUACGCGGUACCUACGCACAAAAAACUUUACUCUCUAACGAACGCUACGAGAAGCUAUUUGGGAGAUUAGUUGGGUGCUGGGGAGGAGGAAAGAGAGAAAAAAAAAAAAAAAAAAAAUCAAGUUUUCCAGCACAAAGAUUUGUAACGCUUGCCAUCAAAAGAUACACCUCUUACGUCAAAGAAGAAGAACCCCUGGAUAUUUUUAUCAGAGUAUAAAAAAAAAAAAAAAAAAACAUUUUCUACGCCAACAUUUUUUUAAUUAUAAUUUCAUAAGCGAUUACGAGAACAUCAGUGUUAGAGAGUCCUCGGAUGGAAAAAAGCCUACAAACAUUUCAAGAGUCUCCGUUAUAAAUUUUUUUUAUUAAUAAUAUGUGUACCUGCUGUUAUCUAUGAAAUAUAUGUAUGUCAUGAAUGUGGAAUCAAUCAAAAAAUGUAACGAUUACGAUUCAGCAUGCGGAUCAAUAGUUAAGAGAGAAAAAAAAAAAUAACAAUAAUAUACACACCUGAAGGAAUUGUAAAUAUACAAAUCUCUCCUUGCGACAUAUUAUUCGUUACAUGUAGGUAUAUUAUAUAUGUAUGUAAAAUUUAUAUUGUAUUGUGAUCAUGAAAAUUUUAUUAAAAGUUGAUAAUACAUUGAAAUUUUAAUAGAUUACUAUAUCGUUGGAAGUAAAAUUCUUCCUUCAAAGACGACACAAACAAAUGGAUGACCAAGAAACGUUGCAUUUAACGAUUUUUUUUCAUAAAUGUACAUUUUCGUUGAACGCACCAAAAAAAUAGAAUGUUAUUAGUAGAUUGAUUCGUUGGAACGGUGUAACAGCCGAGUACAAAUUAAUUAUCGCAACGGUCGAUUCUUGUUGAUUUUUACACAAUUUUAUUGAUGUGUUGCUCGUUCCAAGCCGGAGCUACUAUCUGUGCUACAAUGGUAUAUGAUUUUUUUUAAAUAUUUCUCGCGAAUGCGUGAAGCAAUACUAUGGGUUGAUUGAUUUUAUGCGCUCAAUUAUGCUGUGAAUGUACUGAAAAAGACUUGGAUGCACAUAUUGGUACUUCCGUGCUACUACUUAAUAAACUAAAAAACAAACUAAGGAGAGAAUAAAAGUCAAAAAAAUAAAUUACGAGUUUAUUGUAGUACCUAUA
Copidosoma floridanum is the source of this 2870-nucleotide messenger RNA. It is a transcript of the gene Tk, whose product is annotated as tachykinin. The record is from RefSeq and is a predicted model, not a curated record. Lineage: Eukaryota; Metazoa; Arthropoda; Insecta; Hymenoptera; Encyrtidae.